Molecule: messenger RNA, 2083 nt
Organism: Sinocyclocheilus grahami
Lineage: Eukaryota; Metazoa; Chordata; Actinopteri; Cypriniformes; Cyprinidae
Product: sodium channel subunit beta-3
Exons: 7
Coding region: 228-956 (242 amino acids)
Biological process (GO): regulation of sodium ion transmembrane transporter activity; sodium ion transport; regulation of heart rate by cardiac conduction
Cellular component (GO): voltage-gated sodium channel complex
Molecular function (GO): transmembrane transporter binding; sodium channel inhibitor activity
Source: RefSeq, a predicted model, not a curated record
UGCGGAGGUUUGACGAUGGAGCAUCUGUACUGCUUAUGUGGAUGCAAAAGGAAACAGUAAUCCUUCUCUGUCACUGACAUCUUCUGAAACAGCUCGUUGUGGAGGCGCUGGAUUUCUUCAUUCCGCGCGAAUUUUUACUACAGGAAUCAUUAAGAUCCACAGGUCUUCAGAUUCAUGAGCAUCGACAUGGAACUGCAGCGUCCACUUCUAGUUUAAGACGUUUACGGAUGUUUGUAUCUCGUACUUACACAGCAGGAACACUCUAUGUGAGACGCUGCCCUGUUGUUAGAUCUCCCAGCAUGGCAACUCACACGAGGCUUGUGUUGCAUUUGCUAUUGCUGUUCAUAUUUGCUGUGCAGGAGGUCAGGCUGGUGUGUGUGGACGUGGCAUCAGACACAGAGGCCGUCGUAGGCCGUGUUAUGAAGUUAACCUGCAUCUACUGCAUGAAACGAGAGGAGAUCUCUGCCGAGACCAAAGUGGACUGGUUCUUCACUGGAGAAGAUAAAAGAAAAGUGCUUAUCUAUCAGUAUGAUCGUGAGCCACAGAUGCCAAAGGAUGUAGAAAUGUACUGGAAGGGCCGUCUGACAUGGAAGGGCAGCCAGGACCUGCAGGACAUCUCCAUUAGCAUCCUAAACGUUACUCUUAAUGACUCUGGCAUGUACGAAUGUAAGGUGUCACGCUUCUUUGAGUUCAAUUCAUUCAAGCAUUCCACCACCAAGAACACAACAAUCGAUCUUAAGGUAAAAAUGAAAGCAAGUCGAGACACCACGGCGCUAUACUCCGAGAUCAUGAUGUAUGUGCUGCUGGUGUUCCUCACAUUCUGGUUGCUGGUGGAGAUGAUCUACUGCUACAGGAAGAUCUCCAAAUCCGAGGAACAGGUGCAGGACACUGCGACAGACUACUUAGCCAUUCCCUCUGAAAAUAAAGAAAACCCCGGCCCUGCUGUAACGGAAUAAAAGUCUCACACCAUUACGGUACUGACGAUUCUUAAUAGCAACCGGUUUAAAAUGGAGAAACCAGGAAACCUGCCAAAUCAAAUCCCUCUUGUCUUGAUAAUGUGAUAUGUGGAAGAAACUCUCAACUGGUUCAUUAUCUCCCACUGUCUCGAUGGAGGUCAGCAGUAACACACAUCUAAUCUCAGACUGAGGAUCUCUAUGUGUCUGUCCUCAACUUUUGCCUUAGUAAAGACACAAAUACAACAGCCUGGAGCUGAAGAGCUAUCAUACUGCCUAUACACGCACUUUUCUUAACCAAAUGCCAAUCAUUACUGUCACAAUGCCCAUGUGAGCCUUUCCCUCUUUGGUAUACGCUGUUCUUACUCUUUUGAUAGAAAUAGAUGAAGAUAAGUCUGGAUUCCAAUUAGACUUAGUUUUUAUCCUCAUAUUUUCUAUAAAAAGGAAUCCCAUUAUAGUAUUUUGGGUUUUUAUUGCUUUUUAUUUUAAAAGAAACUUUCAAGUCACUCAGCUUUGCCACUUUGCAAUCAAUAAUCAGUGAAACUGAGGUAAACAGCUGUAAUACUGCAUACAGAAGCGUGAUCGAACACAUGUUGUCAUUUGUGUUUACAUUGGUAAUUGCAGUCAGUUUGUGUUCUGAAUGAUCUUGCAGCAUUAAAGCCAGUUCUUGGGAUUAAUACUAGCACUAGACUGAAUUGCAUACACUAUUCCAAAAAUGGCAGUUUGUACUACCACAUUGCAACCUGUUGUUAUUGUUCAGUGAUGUUUAGCAGCAGCCGUGAGAUCUGUAUACCUUAAACCUUUGCUUUAUGAUUCUACACACUCAUUUCAGAUUGACGGUGAAUAGUUGGUUGGAAGUAGUAACACAAUUUCUUCAGCUGUUAAAAUAACACUGGAUUUUGUGUUUGUACUACCUUUUUUCACUGUUGGUGUUAUGAAUUUAUAGAUUUGGAUUUUGUCCCUUUUUUUUUGUAAUUUCCAUUGGUGCCGGCUUGUCUCUGUUAACUUUUGCAUUGUUUAAUAUAGGACAUGGUUGCAACCGCAGAAACACUACGCUUGCUCUGCCCUGUUAUAAUGGAGCUGCUCAAAGCUUGUCAUGUAUAUUAAACCAGGUGAUGCAUUCCAAAAAA